AUGAAAUUUUUCUGGAUUUUCGCAAUGAUUUUGGGUAGGUUUUUGGAAUGCCAGAUUAAAAAAAAAAUUAAAUUGGUUUCAGGCUUUGUCAGCUCGCAGAGCACAAUUGCAGGCUCGAGUUCUUCUGAAUCAGAUUCGGCUUCGAAUUCCGAUUCCAGCUCAUCUUCUUCAGAAUCUGGAGAAAUUGAGGUAGGCUGCAAAAUUACAGCUGAAAAACCAUGCCGCAAAAUUGCAAACUAAUUUCAGAUCAUCGAAAUCGAGGGAUCUGGCGUGAGCUUGGAAACUUUGCAAUUGUCAAACUUUGGAAUUUUGCCCGGACCAGGAGAUAAUCGCAAAAAACGUCAACUUCCAUCGGCUUUCGACAUCCGAAAAUAA
Molecule: messenger RNA, 375 nt
Organism: Caenorhabditis angaria
Lineage: Eukaryota; Metazoa; Nematoda; Chromadorea; Rhabditida; Rhabditidae
Source: the annotation of a GenBank genome assembly